This is a messenger RNA of Bactrocera dorsalis (oriental fruit fly), 472 nucleotides long. RefSeq names its product chymotrypsin inhibitor-like. Lineage: Eukaryota; Metazoa; Arthropoda; Insecta; Diptera; Tephritidae. Bases 78 to 335 code for a protein of 85 amino acids. The transcript has 2 exons. The record is from RefSeq and is a predicted model, not a curated record.
GAGGCUCUAACCGCCCCAAGCACGGUAGUACUACUGCGCUUUUCGAACGUAAUUUCUAUUUACUUCUGAUUUCUAAAAUGGACAAGAAGAUAUGUUUUAUUUUCCUCAUGAUUUUUGCAUUCGUUACGGCUAUGGCAUUAGCAAGCCCACAGGAUUCGGGCGCUUCUUGCGGCCCAAAUGCACAGUAUACCACAUGCGGCACUGCUUGUCCGCCCAGAUGCGGUGAUAAUCCUUCGGAGCUAAUUUGCAUAGCAAAAUGCGUCCCCGGCUGCCAGUGCAAUUCAGGAUAUGUGCUGAACAAUGCUGGCCAAUGUGUGACGAGAAGUCAAUGUUAGCCGCAGCGAAACACAGGGCGCUAUUCUUGAAGUUGUGUUUAAAAAUAAGACAUUCAUGUUUUAUAAUAUUUUUGUGGAAACAUACCAUGGUUAUUAUUUCAAAUAAACAAAUGAAAUUGCCAAGCAACAAAUGUUAA